AUGUGGGCCUCAAAGGAGGUCGAUAAGACUGAGCUUCAGGCAUGGCUCUUGGAUGUUCUGAAUGCAAAAUUUGCAGAGCAAGAAGCAGUCAUCAGAAGUAUCCUGCAGCAACCCCAACACCUCAGAAUUUCGAGUCAGCUACUGUCAAGGGAUGUGAGUGGGGCCGGAACCAACUCCUUUGCGCUCAGUGAGGCUUCGGACUUGUUCGCGUUACCUCUGAGCAGUGAUGAGGCUAACGUGGAUACGCCAACAACCCCUCCCAUUCCCAAGGUCAAGUCGGGCAAAAAUUUGGGCAAACACAUCAUGGCUGAGAAGCUGGCACCAGAUCCACCCUUCAAGGUUUUCAUCAAGAGAUCGAUGGAUUCCUACAUGAGUGUGGUGGUGAUAAUCAAUCUCAUUUUCAUUGCAGCAAUGACCGAGUACCAGGCCGCUGAGGCAGAUUAUGCCCUUGGACUAUUGGAGCAGACCUGGAAUGGUGUGUCUGACUUGACUUUUGAGGUUGCGGAGUACAUUUUCUUCAGCAUUUACUUUUUGGAUGUAGGGCUGCGGAUCGUGAUCCUUCGAAAGGAAUGGUACUUUGACCGAAUUGAAGGAUGGAUGUACCUUAACAUGUUUGAUGCAGUGCUGGUUGCGAUCAACGCAUUUGAACUUCUUGCGCUCCCAGUGUUGCUAGGAGAUCAGCAGCAGAAUGCCACCCCGAUCAGAGUGAUCAAGCUGGUGCGGAUUGUGCGCACCUUGCGGAUUUUCAAAACUGUGUCUUUGUUCAGGCAGUUGCGAAUUCUUGUGGGGACGUGUGUUGCAAGUAUCGGUGCCCUCUUUUGGUCGAUGGUUCUACUGAUGAUUCUGCAAAUUGGCUUUGCAUUGGCCAUAUGUCAGGCGCUUCAGCUGUUUAUAACUGACAACGCUGCAAGCUUGGCAGAUAGGCUUGAACUGCGGCAAUAUUAUGGCAACUUCUGGCGAACCCUGUACACAAUGUUCGAGAUAACGUUCAGUGGAGCUUGGCCAAACCGUGUCAGACCGGUGACAUCAAAAGUCAGCAGUUGGUAUGCUGUGCCUUUCUUGUUUUACAUUGCUCUAGUGGUGUUUGCUGUCAUCAAAAUUGUGACCGCCCUUUUUUUGAAAGAGACGCUCACAAGUGCAGCCAAUGAUGCCGACAUGAUGCUUGAAGACACGGAGCGCGUGUACAAAAACUACCAGAGCAAGAUCGAAGCUCUUUUCCAUUUGGCUGAUAAUGAUGGGGAUGGUCUAUUGACAUUGGAAGAGUUCAUGGAAACCAUGAGCCUGCCUAGCGUGCAGUACUACCUCAAAGUUCUUGAUGUGACCGUGCACGACUGGGGGGCUUUGUUUGAAAUUCUAGAUGACGGAGAUGGCUUGGUUACGAUCACAGAGUUUUGUCGGGGAAUUUCCAAACUCAAAGGCAAUGUGAAACCAAUUGACGUGGUGGGCCUGCAGUCCGAAAAUGCUCGAAUUCUGAAGGAAUGCCGAAAGACAUCCAAGGACGUGAAGAAAACGGUCCAGUUGAUCCAGAAACUUGGCAGGGCUUUGGCCCUGGCUGGUAUGGGCGCCAGCCCAUCGAAUUCAGUCGGUUUUCACGGGUUCCAGGCGGAGUCAACGGUUUUUGCAACCUAG
Molecule: messenger RNA, 1629 nt
Organism: Durusdinium trenchii
Lineage: Eukaryota; Dinophyceae; Suessiales; Symbiodiniaceae
Source: the annotation of a GenBank genome assembly